AUGCCGUUGUUCUACUUGAAGUUGGUGCUUCAUUACCUGACUGACACAAACAAUGCAGACCGAGGGGAUAGCACAUUGGGGUGCUGCACCCCCUACUCCGCCCCUCCAACGGUCGCAACACCUGUUUAUUUCCUAAUCGUGUGCACAGUUGGGCCAGCCAAUGCUCGGCUUUCGGAUGCCGAACACACAGGCAAACUUAAACAUCAUGGAGCAGCGAUCAACAGUACUCGCUCCAGCUUGAAUCUACGGAGUCUCCGAGAGGACUUGGUGGAGAGAUACGAGAACAGAGUCCACCGUGUCCGGAGAGAUUCCUCGGAGGAGGUCGAGGAAGCCGAAGGGGAGAGCGUCGCCGAGAGUGAGAGCGAGGCUGGUACCGGAGGGGGCGGAGGAGGGGGGAGCCAGGGUGGUGGAGGCCUGGGUGGAGGAGGAGGCCAGGCUGGCGGACUUGGUGGAAGUCAGGGUGGAGGUCAGGGCUGGAGUCAAGGCGGAAGCCAGGGCGCGAGCCAGGGUGGAAGCCAGGGCGGGAGCCAGGGUGGAAGCCAGGGCGGGGGCCAGGGUGGAAGCCAGGGCGGGAGCCAGGGUGGAAGCCAGGGCGGGAGCCAGGGUGGAAGCCAGGGCGGGAGCCAGGGUGGAAGCCAGGGCGGGAGCCAGGGUGGAAGCCAGGGCGGGGGCCAGGGUGGAAGCCAGGGCGGGAGCCAGGGUGGAAGCCAGGGCGGGAGCCAGGGUGGAAGCCAGGGCGGGAGCCAGGGUGGAAGCCAGGGCGGGGGCCAGGGUGGAAGCCAGGGCGGGAGCCAGGGUGGAAGCCAGGGCGGGAGCCAGGGCGGGAGCCAGGGCGGGAGCCAGGGUGGAAGCCAGGGCGGGAGCCAGGGUGGAAGCCAGGGCGGGGGCCAGGGUGGAAGCCAGGGCACUGGAUCGCGAAGCUACAUACCUCUAAAUCCUUACUUUAAAGUGCCACCAAGGAACAGGAGGAAGAACAACGCUUUAAACUCUGCUGCGUCUUCCAUCAGGCUUGGUUGGGUCUGGAAAAUGCUCCUAGUGCAAAUGUUCGCUGUCAUUACUUGCUAUACCUUGAUAUGA
Molecule: messenger RNA, 1077 nt
Organism: Asterias rubens (European starfish)
Lineage: Eukaryota; Metazoa; Echinodermata; Asteroidea; Forcipulatida; Asteriidae
Product: keratin, type I cytoskeletal 9-like
Exons: 2
Coding region: 1-1077 (358 amino acids)
Source: RefSeq, a predicted model, not a curated record